This is a messenger RNA of Cryptococcus amylolentus CBS 6039, 1095 nucleotides long. RefSeq lists its product as hypothetical. The coding region runs from base 1 to 1095 and encodes 364 amino acids. Gene Ontology annotation, biological process: lipid metabolic process. The record is from RefSeq and is a predicted model, not a curated record. The transcript is spliced from 7 exons. Gene Ontology annotation, molecular function: phosphoric diester hydrolase activity. Lineage: Eukaryota; Fungi; Basidiomycota; Tremellomycetes; Tremellales; Cryptococcaceae.
AUGCCGUCUCUCGCCUCCCUCCUCGCCCUGCCCCUCCUUGCUGCCCUCCCCGCUAUCGUCACUGCCGCCGACACUUGUAAUGGCCACUCGGAGCUGUGUUCCCAGCUCUACAGCAACGUCACCUUCAUUGGUGCCCACGACUCAUAUGCUGUUGGGAGCAGUGUCGCCUCGAACCAGGACAAGGACGUGACCAGCCAGCUGAACGACGGGAUCAGGACCCUCCAAGUCCAAGCCCACAAUGCCACUGACGGUAUUCACCUCUGUCACUCUUCAUGCUCUCUGCUGGACGGAGGGCUCUUGUCCGACUACCUGUCUUCUGUGGCCUCAUGGGUGACUGACAACCCCAACGAUGUCAUCACCAUCGUCAUUGUAAACUCUGACAACCUCGCUCCCUCGGCCUUUGAGUCUGCUUACUCUACUGCGGGACUGACCGACAAGGCCUAUACACCCGACUCGCAGCCCUCUUCCCUGAGCGACUGGCCCAGCCUGAGCGAUAUCAUCGACUCUGGCAAGACUGUCGUGACAUUCAUGGACUACGAGGCCGACGUAUCGAGCGUGGGGUACAUCUUGGACGAAUUCACAGCGAUGUGGGAGGAUGCCUAUGACGUUACCGACGCGUCUUUCGGCUGUUCUGUCAACCGAACAUCCGGCGACUCCAACUCCCAACUCUACAUGAUCAACCACUUCCUCGACUCUACCUACUCUUUCGCCGGUACCCAGUUCUACGUCCCCGACAAGACCUCGCUCAACACUACCAACUCGGAGACUGGCGACGGCUCCAUCGGCUACCACGUCGACAACUGUAAUCAGAUCUGGGGCAGGAAACCCAACCACAUCCUGCUCGACUUUUACGACUCUAACGAAAACGCCCCCUUCAAUGUGGCGGCUAGCUUGAAUGGCGUCAGUGCGCCCACAAGCACAGUGACGGCCGGGUCUGUGGCUGCCAGUGCUGCGACUGCUUCCAGCACGAGCUCUGAUGCCGUAGUCUCUAGCAAGAGCAUUAGCGGGGCCGAGAUGAAGAUGGGGCAUGGUGCCCUGAGUGGGCUUGUGGCUGUGGCAGGGUUGGUGUUGGGCAUGGGCAUGGUUUUGAUCUAG